AACCCCACCCAGCCAGCCCCUAGCGCAGACGGCGGAGAGCGGAGAUGGAGCGCGCCUUGGCCCGCUGGCCUCGGCUGCAGCUCCUCGGGAGAAUCGGGGCGCCCACGCGAGAAUCUCCCCACCUGGGUCUCUUCAGGGAUGACAUCACCUGUUCACCUCCUUGUCUUCAAGGACCACCUCCCGAUGCCACGCUGCUGCCAAGGUGCUCGCUGAUCACCUCCCCCUGAUGAGGCCACUAGGAGCUCCGACCCCUGGAUGGCACCAGCAUACAAAGCAGCCACUGGCAGAGACCACCCCCCCACGCCCACACCACCAGGACGAGGAUGACUGAGGAUGAAGAGGACCAGAACCGACCAGCCAGCUCUUCCCUCUUGGCCGAAUGUUUAAGCCAAUGCCCUAGUGAGGGGGCAUUGGUCAUUAACCUCUGACCUUUGCUAUGCUUAUGCCUUGAUGCUAUGAAUACUUUUGUAUAAGUCUCUACUUGUGUUCACUUGCCAGCCACCUGGAGUGUUUCCCUCCCCAAGGAGUUGUCAGUCUUUCUCCGAUGACAACCCCCUUGUUGCCUGUAUGAUGUACUGAACGGAAGGAUCCCUUUGGGAACUUCUCAGGAGGGGGACCUGGGCCAAGGGCUCGACCAGCAUCUCACUGGCAAUUCCAAGGCCCGGGGUGGGCUUCUGGAAUGAGCAUGUGCCCUGACGCCUGGCUACCGAACUGCCAAGGGCCUCCCCACCUCUCCCCACCUCUUCUCAGAUCUCCCUGUUCUUUCUGGGGAAUGGGGACAAGAAGAGCAGCCUCCCAGGGUUGUUCGCUCCAGGCAGCCCCUGUCCGCAGGGCUCUCCUUGAAGCAGCCAAGCUUCUCGAAAGGCCUGUCUACACUUGCUGUCUUCCUUCCUCACCUCCAAUUUCCUCUUCAACCCACUGCUUCCUGACUUGUUCUGCUCCGUCGAACGACCCUACCUCAGCCCUGUCCCCGGCACAUCGCCUGGGCUGGCGGAGAACCCGAUGGAAGAGGCCAGAACAGCCCCCAGAGGACAGCCGCCCUGCACCAGGGAGCCCGCCAAGCUGCCUGUCGCCAGUCCCGUGCCUCUCCACUUCCACCCACUUUGGGCUGAAGACGCCAUCCGGAAUCGUCCACGGAAGGAGAGACCUUGACACGCCACCCAGCACCCUCCGGUGUUCAAAUCCCUCCGCAGCCACAGGGACACCCUGCACACGUCCCCGCGGGACAGGCCGGACCCAAAGACUCUGGACCAGGGCCGCCCCCUGCGAGGAGGGGCAAGCCCUCCUGGCCUCUCCUUGCGUAGCCACCCGUCCUCUGGCUGAUGGACUGCACUGAUCUGAGGCUCAGACACGUGGGCUGGACCCCUGCCCACCCCUCAGGAGCCCUGAGACUUGGGGGAACCGCGGAGCGUUCACUGGCCCACACCUGAGGACACCUACCUCACAGGGUUGUUGUGAGGAGCGAGUGAUGUGGUUUGAAAGCGCCUGACCUGGGGCUUGGCACACCCUAUUGUGCUCUCAAUAAAUGUGUUUCUUGCCUUAACAACA
Lontra canadensis (Northern American river otter) is the source of this 1548-nucleotide messenger RNA. RefSeq lists its product as uncharacterized. The record is from RefSeq and is a predicted model, not a curated record. NCBI's taxonomy places the organism in Eukaryota, Metazoa, Chordata, Mammalia, Carnivora, Mustelidae.